This is a messenger RNA of Dioscorea cayenensis subsp. rotundata (Guinea yam), 1643 nucleotides long. RefSeq names its product probable sarcosine oxidase. The coding region runs from base 330 to 1568 and encodes 412 amino acids. Gene Ontology annotation, molecular function: sarcosine oxidase activity; flavin adenine dinucleotide binding. The transcript has a single exon. The record is from RefSeq and is a predicted model, not a curated record. NCBI's taxonomy places the organism in Eukaryota, Viridiplantae, Streptophyta, Magnoliopsida, Dioscoreales, Dioscoreaceae.
CGCAUUGACUCUUAUCUCUCUCUCUCCACCUCCAUAAACCCAAACCCUGAAUCCUACAUAAUCUCACCACUUUCAUCAUCUUCAACCUCUCAUCAAAGCACCUUCUCCUUCCCCUCAAUAGUACUAUUUUCUCACUCAGUGUCAUUGCUGUAAUUUCCCCCAUCUACAAGUCUCCUUCCAAAACACUGCAUGCAGAGUUACAUAUACUCAUUAUACAUAAUCCCUCCCAACCCAAGUAGUUGAAUAUUUGAUAUCAUAGAAACAGUAAGGAACCAGAGAGAGAGAGAGAGAGAGUUGUUAUCAUUUUUGCUAAUUAGACAGUGAGAGAAAUGGGAAGCUCCGGGGGUGACGGUGACUGUGAGUAUGAUGUGAUAGUGAUCGGUGCCGGAAUAAUGGGCAGUUGUGCAGCCUAUGAGUUGUCAAAGCUUGGCCAAACAACACUUUUACUAGAAAAGUUUGACUUUCUUCACCAUGUUGGUUCCUCUCAUGGUGGUUCUCGCACCAUCCGUGUAACAUACCCAGAGCUUUACUACCCUCCCAUGGUUCUUGAAUCCUUUAAGCUCUGGGAACAAGCUCAGUCUGAGAUUGGCUACAACGUCUACACUAAAACCCCUCAGCUUGACAUUGGUCCUUCUGAUAACAAGAGCUUCCUUGCUCUCAUCUCAUCCUGCCAAGCAAAUUCAAUACCUUUCCAAUUCCUAAACCAAUCUGAUGUAACCAAGCUCUUCUCCGGAACAUUUGAUCUGCCGGAAGGAUGGACGGCGGUGGUAACAGAGCUCGGCGGUGUUCUCAAGCCGACGAAAGCUGUGGCUAUGUUUCAAAGUCUUGCAAUUCGUCAUGGUGCUGUUUUGAGAGACCGAAUGGAAGUUUUAGAUAUCAAGAAAGACCAUAACUGUGGUGUUCAAGUGUUCACGGUCUCCGGCCAACGGUUUAAAGGUAGGAAGUGUGUGGUGACUGUUGGAGCUUGGACUAGAAAGUUAGUUAAUUCAGUUACUGGUAUGAAUUUGCCUAUUCAACCUCUGCAUACAAGUGUUUACUAUUGGAAGGUGAAGGAAGGGAAGGAAGAUUUGUUUUCGCCGGAAAGUGGUUUUCCGACUUUCGCGAGCUAUGGUGAGCCUUAUAUAUAUGGUACUCCGGUGAUCGAGUUCCCGGGGUUGGUGAAGAUAGCAUUGCAUGGAGGGAGUUUCUGUGAUCCUGAUAAGAGGGAGUGGGGAAGAAACAGUGUUGUUGAUUCUGUUAGGAGUUGGAUUGAGCUGGUAAUGCCCAAGUUUGUGGAAGCUGGUGAACCUGUGAUAUCACAAGAUUGUAUGUAUUCAAUGACACCUGAUGAGGACUAUGUGAUUGAUUUUCUUGGAGGGGAGUUUGGGGAGGAUGUGGUGGUUGCCGGAGGGUUUUCCGGGCAUGGUUUUAAGUUGGCUCCGGUGGUGGGGAGAGUGGUGGCGGAGAUGGUGGUGGUGGAUGGGGAGGUGAAAGGAGUGGAGAUGAAGCAUUUUAGGAUUGGGAGGUUUGCAGAGGAUCCUAAAGGGAAUGCUAAGGAACAUGGGGACAACCAGGUUAAUUCUCUCUGAUUACUUAGAUUUGUGUUUUUCUUUUUUAUUGAUUUUAUUGUGAUGUUGUAGUUUUGGAUUUGAUUUUUAAGCCUG